This is a messenger RNA of Scophthalmus maximus (turbot), 3005 nucleotides long. RefSeq names its product transcription factor 7 like 1b (gene tcf7l1b). NCBI's taxonomy places the organism in Eukaryota, Metazoa, Chordata, Actinopteri, Pleuronectiformes, Scophthalmidae. Gene Ontology annotation, cellular component: beta-catenin-TCF complex. Gene Ontology annotation, molecular function: RNA polymerase II cis-regulatory region sequence-specific DNA binding; DNA-binding transcription factor activity, RNA polymerase II-specific. Bases 833 to 2572 code for a protein of 579 amino acids. The transcript has 12 exons. The record is from RefSeq and is a predicted model, not a curated record. Gene Ontology annotation, biological process: canonical Wnt signaling pathway; regulation of transcription by RNA polymerase II; generation of neurons.
ACCAAGUAGUUUUCAGGGCGCAUUCCCCGGCAGCGAUGUGGAGGGAAAGGGCGACCACGUUCAGCUGAAAAAAAAGAAAGAAAGAAAAGAAUCUAUCCUACGCAUCGGCUUUUUGUUUCUCUUUUUUAUUUUUAAAUAGCUUCUUUUUUAUAUAUAUUAUAUGUACGAGCUUUGAGUUUGUUCGGGGAAAACGUACAAGGCGUCGGUUUCAACUUCUGGGAAGAAAGCAAGCGAGUCAGAAGUGAAGACGGCUGCAGCUUUUUUUCGCCCCCUUUAUUUAUUUUUUCCCCACUCAAGCCAUUGUUUGGAUGUCAGCAGAUGAGAUCGGACGUGUUCCUUCUUUCUUGAACAACAUCUCCGUUCUUGGGAUCUGUUGAGUCCGGAGCACAGAGUCCAUAUUCCUCUGCAGCACAACAAGGAGACGCACACACACACACACAUACACGCACACACACACGGGGGCCACAAGUUGUCCACAAGCUGCGGAGAGGAGGCGAAACUUUGCCAAGUCGCUGCGCAUCCGGCCGCCGACGCCAAAUAUUGAUCGAUAUUGUCUACCGGCGCCCGUGUUGCAACUCCAACUGUGGAUUAUUGUUUUCGCAAGACUCGCCAUGGACCACGGGACCGCGUUCAGGGGAUGAGAAGGGAGUUUUGAAACAUGAACAGUUCCUUGUAGUUUGGCUGCAGUGCUCCAGUGGCUCGUUUGGACUACACAUAUCUGACAGAGAGCGCGCGCGCGCGCGAGAGAGAGAGAGAGAGAAGUAAAUAGUUGUUGCGGACUGUUUCUUUCGUUUCCCCCUCCCUGAUUAAACACAUCCACUGGUGUGCCAAAAUGCCACAGCUGAACGGAGGCGGUGGGGAUGACUUGGGGGCCAACGAUGAAAUGAUAUCUUUCAAAGACGAGGGCGAGCAGGAGGAGAAGAUAUCCGAGAACGUGUCUGCGGACAGGGAUUUGGAUGAUGUGAAAUCCUCCUUGGUGAACGAGUCGGAAAACAACAGCAGCUCCUCGGACUCGGAGCAAGCAGAGAGGCGCCCCCAAACCAGAGCCGACUCAGAAAGUUAUGAGAAAACAAGAGACUACUUCAGCGAAGCUCUGAGGAGACAGCAAGAUGGUGGCUUUUUCAAGAGUCCUCACUAUCCCGGCUACCCGUUCCUCAUGAUCCCAGACCUCACCAACCCCUACCUAUCCAACGGUGCCCUGUCCCCCAGCGCGAGAACAUACCUGCAGAUGAAAUGGCCUCUUUUGGAUGUUCCCGGAUCCGCAGGACUAAAAGACUCCCGCUCUCCAACACCAGGACAUUUAUCCAACAAAGUCCCAGUGGUGCAGCAUGCCCACCAUGUCCACCCACUGACGCCCCUCAUCACCUACAGCAAUGAACACUUCUCCCCCGGCACGCCGCCGUCACACCUCUCUCCGGAGAUCCUCGACCCAAAGACAGGUAUUCCCCGAACACCUCACCCAUCAGAGCUCUCUCCAUACUACCCCCUGUCUCCUGGUGCCGUGGGUUCAAUCGCGCACCCCCUGGGCUGGCUCAUGCAGCAGCAGGGCCAGCACAUGUACUCCAUCCCUCCGGGGGGAUUCCGUCACCCCUACCCGGCGCUAGCGAUGAAUGCAUCCAUGUCCAGCUUGGUGUCCAGCCGUUUCUCCCCUCACAUGGUGACCCCGCCUCCGCACGGCCUCCACCAGACCGGCAUUCCCCAUCCUGCCAUCGUCUCCCCGGCCAUCAAGCAGGAGCCCUGCGGUGACAUCAGCCCCUCGAUGCAUGCCAGGAAAUCCCCUGUCCCUUCCAAGAAAGAGGAGGAUAAGAAGCCUCAUAUCAAGAAGCCCCUGAAUGCUUUCAUGCUGUAUAUGAAGGAGAUGAGAGCCAAAGUAGUGGCAGAGUGCACUCUGAAAGAGAGCGCUGCCAUCAACCAGAUCCUUGGAAGACGGUGGCAUUCCCUGUCAAGAGAGGAACAAGCCAAAUAUUAUGAGCUGGCCAGAAAGGAGAGGCAACUCCACUCCCAGCUCUAUCCAGGAUGGUCAGCGCGGGAUAACUAUGGAAAGAGGAAAAAGAGGAAGAGAGAGAAUAAACCAGACUCAAAACCAGAAGAUUUCUCGAUAAGGAGCAAGAAGCAGUGUGUGCAGUACCUGCCCUCGGAGAAGAUGUGCGACAGCCCGGCGUCGUCCCACGGCAGCAUGUUGGACUCGCCAGCCACUCCCUCCGCAGCCUUGGCCUCCCCAGCAGCUCCUGCCGCCACUCACUCUGAGCAGGCCCAGCCGCUCUCGCUCACCACCAAACCGGAGGGACGCAUGCACCACCACUUCCCCUUACCUGGAAAGGCUUCUGGAUCUGCAUCCUCUUCAUCCUCCUCCUCCUCAUCUUCCUCCUCAUCCCAUCCCCACAUUUCCAUCCCGAUGGGCUCUUCAGGUAGCCAUUCGACCACACCCAUCCUCUCUCGGCCAAUCCCCUUCACCUCUCUGCAUCACUCCAUGCUCUCCCCUCCUUCCCCCUUCCAUCAGGCAGCCCUUCACUCCCACCAUGCCCUGUUCCAGUCGCAGCCCCUGUCCUUGGUAACCAAACCAACUGAAUAAGUCCGCAAAGGCAAUUUUUCUCCCAUUUAUUGUGCUGUAUAUUGCUUUUCUUUAAAAUAGAUAUUAGAACAACUUUUUUUCUAAAUGAUGAAAAGGAAGAAAUAUUAUUGGUCAAUAUUUGACUGUCUCCUUUUCUACACCUCUCAAUGAUACAAAAUGUAUUUUUUUGUAAAGUUUACUGCAGAACAGGUUUCUUUUUGAUGCAUUUAUCCAAUGAACCUCUUGUAUAAAAGAACCAAUGUACAUAAAGUUUCUUUAUAAAAACAAAAAGGAACAAAAACAUGUUUUCUUUUUAGCCAAAACCUGAUUAAUGUUAGUAUUGAGUUUUAAGUCAUAGUACUGGCCAAUAAUUGCUGCCCCCUUUUCAAUUCACGAGCGUGUGCCCCCUCUUUGACAUGUUAAAUAAACAUUUGAACUUGUUUCGUAAAAGAAA